Molecule: messenger RNA, 848 nt
Organism: Leptinotarsa decemlineata (Colorado potato beetle)
Lineage: Eukaryota; Metazoa; Arthropoda; Insecta; Coleoptera; Chrysomelidae
Product: kinesin-like protein Klp68D
Biological process (GO): microtubule-based movement
Molecular function (GO): microtubule motor activity; ATP binding; microtubule binding
Source: RefSeq, a predicted model, not a curated record
AAACUUGAAGUAGAAAUGCAACAAAAACUUGAAUUGGAGGAAGAAACGUGCAUCGAGUUGAAACAAGUUUUUGCAAGUUUGCAGCAACAGGUAGAUUUCAAGAGAGAUAAAUUGAAAAGGCUAAAUAGCAAGUUGCAAUCUAUCAGACAAGAAAUCAGGGAUAACCAUGAAGUUUAUGUCAAAGAUAGGCAAGAAAUUGAGGAAGCCAACGACGAAGCUGCUAUGCACUUGAGAAAAUGGUUUUUGAUUAUCGAUAACUUCCUUCCUUCGGAAGAAAGAACAAGAUUGAUAAAUUUGGCUCAGUAUGAUGACAACAUUGAUAAUUGGGUUCUGAGGAAAGAAAAAAUUAGGAUAAACCCUGCUGAUAGACCUUUUGCUCAUAAUUAUAGAAGACCCAUUUCAGAUGCAGCUAUACAGAUGAGCCAAACUAUGCCCAAGUAUAGGGGUGAAAAUGUGCUUGAUCUCAAACUAGAUAUGCCUUUACGUACCACGCAAGAUUACACCCCACCUUCAAUUUGCCCACAAAUCAAAUCCAUUGUGGGAGGUGUCAUUCAAAAAGAAAUCGAUAACAACCGUAUUGUAAUAAAAAUGCCAACACAUGCUGUAGGAAGAAGUUCUUCAUCUAAAAUAGAACAAGAAGGAAAAUACAAACAAGCUACUCGGAUGAUGGUGGAUAUGAAUAGUUAUAGGAAACGAUAGGCAUGCUGAAAGCGCUUUUGAAUGGAACAAGGAAAUUAUGAAAACUUAGACAAAGGGAUAUUUGCCAAGCCUUUUUACCUUUUUUUGUGAUAUACAUAUUACGUUUAAAUGCGGCUCUUUUAGCAAAUUUUAUUUUUUAUAUUAUAUUA